CGAGACUUUGCAACCUGGAGGCUGGGAGGAUCGGGAGGCCGAGAGGAGGAGUGGAGCGGCGGACAGGCCCGCGCUCCCUGGGAGAGACCUGUCCCCCAAGGGCGGGAAACCCCUAGAGCCCCCAGCCAGAGGAGACAAUCGCGGUAGUUCGACGGCCCCGAUGUUUUCACAGCUUCGCACCUUUGCGAGUGCCGGUGACCUCUGCUUGGUUCCUAUCAGAACCAGCUCAGGCGCUCCCACCUCCGGGAAGCCUUCCGACCUACGCCAUUGCGGAGCCAUUGCAGUCUUCCCAGGCCUAGUGGUUUGGGCACAGCGCUCUGCUAGCGUCUCCCAGGUUCUGUUUUAAUUUAUGUUGGGCAGUGCUGGGCAGGGGAAGCCUCACCAAACGUUGGUUGAGGCAGUAAGUACCAGACUGGGCACUGACAGAUGGACGGGAGCUUGGGCUCUUGCCUGAGCUAGCACGCACCAGGGCCCUCACUAAGUCAAGAAAUAUUUCCUGAGCACCUACUGUGUGCUUAGCACUGGGAAGAGUGUCAACAAAGACCAUCUCUAUGCCGACUGAGUUGCAAGGCCGUGAGCAAGGAGGCGCAGUGUAAGCAGACCCUCAGAGGAGCUCUGGGGAAAAGAGCCCCCUCCCCCUUGAUGAGAAAAUUGAGGCUCAGAGAGACCGGGUGAAUUGUUGAAGAUCACACAGCUAAUAAAUAGCGGCACCAGGACCGGAACUUGGCCCACAAGGAUGGAAACGGACUACCUGAAGAGGUGCUUUGGAACCUGCCUGGGCCAGGCACUGGCAGAGGUGGCGAAGGUUCGGCCCAGUGACCCCAUAGAGUACCUGGCUCACUGGCUUUAUCAUUACAGGAAUACCUCUAGAGCAAAAGAAGAGGAUAGCCGAGAGAAGAUCCGGCUGAAGGAAGAAUACGAUAAUAGCCUCAAAGAAACCGAAAUGACAGAAAUGCUAAAGCAAGAAGAGUGUCAGAUUCAACAGAAGUAUGAUAAGUGUCACCAGCCACUGGUAUCUGUAGCUAGCUCCACAAUGAAGACUGUAUUCAUACAAGAGAACACAAAACCCGUUGAGAAGGAUGGCUUGAGGCAAGAAUCUUUGCCAGGUACUUCCAAUAUGGUUCCCGGGAUGCCUCAAUAGAUUCCUUCUUGAGAGACAUCUGGCCAGGCUGACUGCAGUGUUGAAACUCCACAAGAAAUAAAUUCCUAGGCUUUUCGGCAUAAAAUUGCUCCCAGAAUGCAUCCUGGCUCCAAAUCUCCUUAAGUUAUCAAAAGGUGGCUGAUUCUCAGGAUGCUUCUCUCAAAGCUACAAGCUCAGAAAGGGGCCAGCUAGGGCUCUGACUGAAGAUGGUAACUAUGUGAAUUAAACCAAAAUUUGAGGGACUGUGGAGGGGGGUGUCUGCAGGGACUCUCCAGCCAAAGUUCUGUUCUGAUAGCCAUGAAAACCCCUUAAUCAUGUAAACAUUUCAACUACUGAUAGGAUAAAAUAAACUCAUGAGGAUUUCAAAUAAGUAACCAAAAGACUUUUUUCUCUUGAUUUAUCUUUUUUUUUUUUAGAUUAGACAGUAAAAACAUCCAUUUCAUGUGUUCAUGUCUUGACUUAAAAUUUUUUUUAAUGUUUAUUUUAUUUUUGAGAGAAAGAGAGUACGAGCAGGGUAGGGGCAGAGAGAGAGGGAGACACAGAAUCCAAAGCAGGCUCCAGGCUCUGAGCUGUCAGCACAGAGCCGGAUGCGGGGCGUGAACCAAGCCGUGAGAUCAUGACCUGAGCCAAAGUUGGACACUUAACCAACUGCGCCAUGCAGGAGCCCCGUGUCUUGACUUUAGAUGAAUUUUGCAGUCAGGUCCCCGAGUGUUUACACGUGUCCUGGAGCAUACCCAUGUCACUGACAACAGGUAUUUUAAAACAGCUCCAAUGACAGUAGAGCUCGGUGUGCCCACUUCCACGAUGAGGCUUUUGGGGAAGAAGAGGACAAGCUUCCCAUGCUCGCUUGAAAAUGGCUUGAGAUAUAACAAGGGGAGACUGGCUUGGGGUUUAUAGUGUAGUUAGGGGUGGACCCAUGUAGGAGUUCCGCCCUCGGGGAGAGGCUUGCGUGGCUUGAAACUCCCGCUGUGCCAAAGUUGGGAGCACCUGAGUUUAUCAGUUUGCCCAGAUGUGGGGCACAGUGGGGAAGGGGAAGAGUUGAAACCUAAAGCAGUCGGCAGUCAGACGCCAAAAAGUGGAGUCAGACUUUAUCACAGAG
Messenger RNA from Acinonyx jubatus (cheetah), 2240 nucleotides. RefSeq names its product DPY30 domain containing 2 (gene DYDC2). The transcript is spliced from 5 exons. Gene Ontology annotation, cellular component: Set1C/COMPASS complex. The record is from RefSeq and is a predicted model, not a curated record. Lineage: Eukaryota; Metazoa; Chordata; Mammalia; Carnivora; Felidae.